Molecule: messenger RNA, 1164 nt
Organism: Hippocampus zosterae (dwarf seahorse)
Lineage: Eukaryota; Metazoa; Chordata; Actinopteri; Syngnathiformes; Syngnathidae
Exons: 2
Coding region: 1-1164 (387 amino acids)
Biological process (GO): protein dephosphorylation
Molecular function (GO): cation binding; protein serine/threonine phosphatase activity
Source: RefSeq, a predicted model, not a curated record
AUGUCGGGGGAAUCUAGCCUGUACAACAAGGAAAACCGCAGGGAAAACGCGCAGUCCAGGGACCCCAACCCCAAACACCUGCCCAGGUACGACCGGCCCUCCCUUGAGCGCAAGUCGGUUGCCCCUGACUACGAAAUCCUCAACGAGCAGCUGAUCACCGAAAAUGGGCAGGAAAAGCGGAUCGUCUCCAAAGCCAUGUGGGGUGAAUCUCUUCGCAAGGCCACAGAGGCAGAACUCUACGAGCAACCCCCCUCUCCCAAGGAAAUAGUGGCGAGAGGGCAGCCUCUCCCCAACUACGAGGACACCAAGGUGGCGGUCCGCCCGACCGGAAGUGUGACCUUCUUCGGGGCCAGCACCAACCGCGGCAGCGAGCGCAGCUACAAUGAGGACCGCGUUUCGGUCAUCCUCAACAUCAUCAAGCCUGAGAGCAGGAAGGACGAGACGUGGCCGCACUGCUCUUUCUUUGGAGUGUACGAUGGGCAUGGUGGGACUGCCUGCGCGGAUUUCUUGAGAGACAAUCUCCACCAGUUCGUGGUCCGACAGAAGGCCUUUCCUUUCGACCCGAGAGAGGCCAUCCGCCGGGGCUUUCUGGAAGCGGAGACCGCGUUUCUGCAGCUUUGUGAGAAGAACAGCGAGGUAAGCGGAUCCUGCGCGAUAGUGCUGAUGGUGAUCGGACAGGACUGCUACAUCGCCAACGUGGGGGACAGCCGGGCCCUUCUCUCCUGCUACGGCGGCGAGUCCAUCGUCAACCUCUCGCGGGACCACAAGCCGACCGACAGCAAAGAGCAAAAGCGCAUCCUCGAGGCGCAAGGGAAGGUGUUUCUGACCUAUUGCGAGACCCUGGACGACUUCGGGGACAUCGAGGCCAAGCUGCCCAGACUGGGGGGCAACCCUCGCGUGCUCAUCUCGAUGCCGGAGAUCACGAGUUUCAGGAUCGACAGGGGCCAUGAGACCAUCCUGCUGGGCUGUGAUGGGAUAUUCGACUGUCUCCGGUCCGAACAGGUGGUGCGAACCUACCUGCAGGCUACUGGCGGGUCGCCCGAGGAGAUGAUCAAAGGCGGGCUGGAGGAUGUGCUGCGGGCGGCAAUGAACAUGGGCUCGCAGGACAACCUGACGAUCGUGGCAGUGGGCCUUCGGCCUGAACCGCCCGCGAUGAUGCGAUGA